Oncorhynchus gorbuscha (pink salmon) is the source of this 2188-nucleotide messenger RNA. RefSeq names its product mitochondrial calcium uptake 2 (gene micu2). The record is from RefSeq and is a predicted model, not a curated record. Lineage: Eukaryota; Metazoa; Chordata; Actinopteri; Salmoniformes; Salmonidae. The transcript is spliced from 12 exons. Bases 30 to 1286 code for a protein of 418 amino acids. Gene Ontology annotation, cellular component: uniplex complex. Gene Ontology annotation, molecular function: calcium ion binding. Gene Ontology annotation, biological process: calcium import into the mitochondrion; mitochondrial calcium ion homeostasis.
UGACCAGUGGGUGUGGCAGUUUAUGGAAAAUGGCUAGCUGGGGAAGGGCUGCUGGAGUUUUGAGAAACUUUUUGACUAGACCUUGGUCGUAUAGAGCGCUGCAUCGUGCCUUGGGACCUGGCAUUUUGGGGUCUCUCGUUGGAAGCGGACUGAUAUAUUAUCACUAUGAACGGAGUAAAAUGUUUUUUCCCUUCACCGUUCAUGCCGAGGAAGAAAAGUUGCUUCCAGUGUUCCAGCUGUCUGCCAGACGGAUGUGCUUCAACCAGUUUGCUUCCAUGACGUACAAUAAGGAACUCUACAUGACACCAAGGGAUUUCCUCUUCUCAAUCAUGUUGGAGAAUGUCGACCGUAAAUUACCAAAGAAAGCUCUAACCAAAAAGGAGGUGGAUAAGAUGCUGGAUGCUGCCUCACUGGUCCAGGCAGGUAACAGUCUGUUCAGACACUUCGGAGACGAUGGUCUGAUAUCCUACACAGAGUACCUGUUCCUGUUGACUAUUCUGACCAAGCCACACACAGGAUUUCAUAUAGCUUUCAAAAUGCUUGAUAUUGAUGGCAAUGAGCAUGUGGACAGAAAGGAGUUUCUCAAGCUCAAGAAAAUCAUUGGGAAAAGAAAAGAGACCGUGCCUAAGGAAGGUGCCACAGAUGUGAAACCAGUCGCAGAGGGGGAUGAUGUGAACACUACACUGCAGGCCUUCUUCUUUGGCAGGAAUGGUGAAAACAAGCUUCAGUACAAGGGAUUUUGCAGGUUCAUGGAGGACCUGCAGGCGGAGGUGCAGGAGAUGGAGUUCCUGCAGUUCUCCAAAGGUAUGGACACCAUGCGGCGGGAGGACUUUGCCGAGUGGCUGCUGCACUACACCAACGAGGAAGCCAACGAGGCCUACUGGGAGAACAUGAGGAAGAGGAUCCCUGCGGGCCAGAGCAUCACAUUUGACGAGUUCAAAGCGUUCUGCCUCUUUACCAACAACCUGGAGGACUUUGCCUUCUCUGUGAAAAUGAUAAGUGAAGCCAACCGACCUAUCGGAAUGGUCCAAUUUAGGCGAGCUGUGAAGAUUGCCACAGGGCACGACCUCUCUGAGAACGUGCUAGACACUGUGUUCAAGAUCUUUGACCUGGACGGCGAUAACUGUCUGAGCCACAAGGAGUUUAUCGGAGUGAUGGAAGACAGAGUACUGCGCGGCUUGAAGGUGCAGCCCCAGCGUGGCAUCACAAAUUACUGGAAGUGUGUGAAGAGGGAGACCCUAAAGGGGGCCCAAGAGGCCCUCCGGGACACCGGAAGCCCUUUUUGAGGGGCUAGGCCAUUGGAUGGAGAAGCCUCUUAAGAGUGUUCACUGGGUGACUCCAAUGUAAAGCAUUGAUGGCUGACCACUAGUUGACCAUUAUCACUGGAUAUUUGUUAAUGGAAUAUAAACAUGUUCCAAAUGAACUAAAUCAAUGUUUUUUAGGAUUUUUGUUUGCGAAAAUAUAAUUGCAAUAUACAGCACAUAAUCUAUAGGUGAGGUUUAUUCUAAUAUAAAUGGGUUGUUGUGAUGCUUGAUACCAGUCUAUGCAUACAAGGCAUAUAAACGUGAGAUCUUUUUACAUUUUAUUGAAAGUGUCUUGGCACUUUUUACCUUAUUUCCCUCAAAUGCAAGUGAUUUGUUUACAGGCAGACAUGGUGUACUGUGGUAUCAUUUGAAAGUUCUAAACUGUUGAGUCAUAUAGGUGGAAAGAGUCAUGUUUGAAAUAUGUUUGUCUUCAACACAUUGCUAAAUACAGUUGUGUUGUAAUAUAUUGGCACCCUUGCACAAUUCACUUUGAUUUCUUCAAUAAGUUGACAUUUAAAGUUAUUGUUCACCCAUGUAUUUAAGAACUGCGCAGGAUCAAAAAAAAAAUCUGAAAUUAAGAUUGUUCACUACAAAGUCAAAAUGGUGUGGACAAAAUAAUUCAGAAUUCCAAUUAAUUUGGUUGAAGGAAGGAGAUUCUUGUUUACGAUGUGAUUUUUCACCUGUGGUAAGUUGCAUGUGCUUACAGGGUGCAAAGCUAUUCAAUAUGUUUUGAAAACAGAACAUUCUGCUCCAUUUCAUUCCAUUGUAAAGUGCAAGGGUGCCAAUCUAUUAGAUCAUAGCUGUGUACUUUUUUUUGUGUGUAGAUUAAAUAAAUUCAGAAUUGCUGCAUUGCUCCUGGAAUGUGCAUUUGGGAAAGAUUCAGA